UUUCAAAAAAAAAAAAAUAAAUUAAACAAUAAUUUAAAGUGUUUUUCAUUUUAAACCAAAAAAUAUGUCACAAAUAGACAACAAUCCUAUGAGACGCCUAUCGGCUACGGGCGACACGUUGUACAUUAUAUUGGGAGUACCCAAGACUGCCACCCAGGAUGACAUCAAAAAGACUUAUAGACGAUUAGCCUUACGCUACCAUCCGGACAAAAACCCGAAUAACGUUGAGGCCGGCGAAAAGUUUCGUGAUAUCAAUAGAGCCCACUCUAUACUAUCGGAUCAAACCAAACGAAAUAUUUACGAUAAUUACGGCUCACUUGGCCUCUAUAUAGCCGAACAAUUUGGCGAAGAAAAUGUCAACACAUACUUUGUAUUGACCAGCGGCUGGUGUAAAGCCAUCUUCUUGUGUACGGCUGUUGUCACCUGUUGUUACUGUUGCUGUUGUCUGUGCUGUUGUUUUAACUUUUGUUGCGGCAAAUGUCGACCAAAACAUCCCGAAGGCGAUUACGCACCCGAUUUGGAAGCCGAAGAUGAGGACACAUCUGAGUUGAAAAAGCAGAAUGAAUGGGGAGAAGAGCUAUCAAACAAUGCUAAGACCACUACCACCUCUGCCGCCACCACCGCUGCUACCGCUGGUCAUACAUCAUCGGCAACAACUGCUGUACCGGUCACUAGUCAACCAAUCGGUGCGCACGCCAGCGAUCCAUGGGCCGACAGACAGUCAAUACCGAUAGCUAUGCCACCGCCACCGUCGGCAGCUGGUGGCGACCCGUGGGCGGCAACCGAGACCACUGGUCUUAAAGAUACUCAUCACUCGACAUAUAAUUCUUAGGAUUUUUUUUUUGCUUCGUUCUCGUUGUUGUUAAACAAACAAAAAGCAAAACAAACAAAUAGUUGAUUAAAAAACUAUUAUUAAUUAUUAUUAUUAUUA
Molecule: messenger RNA, 931 nt
Organism: Oppia nitens
Lineage: Eukaryota; Metazoa; Arthropoda; Arachnida; Sarcoptiformes; Oppiidae
Gene: Csp
Product: dnaJ homolog subfamily C member 5-like
Exons: 5
Coding region: 65-832 (255 amino acids)
Biological process (GO): regulation of neuromuscular synaptic transmission
Cellular component (GO): type Is terminal bouton
Source: RefSeq, a predicted model, not a curated record